Messenger RNA from Anisakis simplex (herring worm), 264 nucleotides. The record is from the annotation of a GenBank genome assembly. NCBI's taxonomy places the organism in Eukaryota, Metazoa, Nematoda, Chromadorea, Rhabditida, Anisakidae.
UUGAUUAUCAGCGCUCAACGAUUUGGUGAUGACGUUUAUUGGCAUCCACAAUGUUUCAUUUGUACGGACUGUGAGAAUUUACUGGUCGAUUUGAUCUACUUCAAACAUGGAGCUGAUGUAUUCUGCGGUCGACAUCAUGCCGAACACAUUAAACCUCGAUGUGCUUUCAUUCUGUGCAUUCACUACAUGCAAAUGUUUAUGUUUGAGUUGGCUUUAUGUGAUGCGAUUACAAGAAUUGUUCUGAUUGAUAUAGUGAUGAGUUGA